CAGAGAGGCCAGUUACAUUCUGUGGCUUCCAGAGGAAACAAGCCUCCAGAGGAGUACAGUUACUCCAUUUUUCUUGCAACCCAGGUAUCACUACUGAGGCUGCAAUGGCGUGGUGGAAGGCCUGGAGUGAAGAAGAAGGCAGGCCUGUGGCAGGUGCUUUACACUUUGAUGCUGCACCUGAUGCCCAGACUCUGUACAAGGCCAUGAAAGGGCUUGGGACCGAUGAACAAGCUAUAAUUGAUGUCCUAACCAAGAGGAGCAAUAUACAGCGUCAAGAGAUUGCCAAAUCCUUCAAAGCACAGUUUGGAAAGGAUCUAAUUGAAAGUCUGAAGUCUGAACUGAGCGGCAACUUUGAGAGGCUCAUUGUAGCUCUAAUGUACCCCCCCUUCAAGUACGAUGCCAAGGAGCUCUAUGAUGCCAUGAAGGGUGUGGGAACCAGUAAAGGUGUUAUCAUAGAGAUCUUGGCAUCUCGGACUAAAGCACAGAUCAAAGAGAUAAUCAAGGCUUACAAAGAAGAAUACGGUUCUGAUCUGGAAGAGGAUAUAAAAUCGGAAACAAGUGGCUACUUAGAACAGAUUCUCGUUUGCCUUCUUCAGGGUGAGAGAGACAAUGCCACUCUCUAUGUGGACACAGCCCUGGCUCUCCAGGAUGCAGAGACUCUCUAUGCUGCUGGAGAGAAGAUAAGGGGCACUGAUGAGAUACAGUUCAUCACCAUCUUGUGCAAAAGGAGUGCCACACACUUACUGAAAGUGUUUGAAGAAUACCAGAAACUGGCUGGUAAGAGCAUAGAAGACUCUAUCAAGAGUGAAACUCGUGGUUCACUUGAGGAUGCCAUGCUGGCUAUUGUGAAAUGCACCAGGAACAUCCGCUGCUACUUUGCAGAGAGGCUGUACCAUGCUUUAAAGGGGGCUGGCACAGAUGAUGGAACUCUUAUAAGAGUGAUUGUUUCUCGAAGUGAAGUUGACCUAAAUCUUAUAAAGCCUGAAUUCAAGCGUAUUGCAGGAAAGUCUCUCUCCAGUAUGAUUUUGGAUGACACCAGUGGCGAUUACAAGACAGCCUUGCUGAAUCUCUGUGGCAGUGACUGACAAACUUGAGGAGGAAGAUGUUGCAAAGGAUACAGAGAAAAUUAACAGCGAACAAGGGUCUGAAAAUGUACAUGUAGAAAAUAUUUCCAUUGUUCCAAGUGGGGAAAAAAAGAAGAUGAAAUUAAUAGUCAAGAUUUCCAAGCUCUCUGAAGGUUGUGGGUGCUCAUUAUACAUUAAAUGCUAUCCACUUCCCCCACAGUUUUUCAAACACAAGGGGGAAUGUUAAUUUUUUGAUUCCAUUUUGUUCAUUGUAAUUUCCCUUCUGUUUUAAUU
Messenger RNA from Empidonax traillii (willow flycatcher), 1358 nucleotides. RefSeq names its product annexin A8 like 1 (gene ANXA8L1). Bases 105 to 1085 code for a protein of 326 amino acids. The transcript has 13 exons. The record is from RefSeq and is a predicted model, not a curated record. Gene Ontology annotation, molecular function: calcium ion binding; calcium-dependent phospholipid binding. Gene Ontology annotation, biological process: endosomal transport; endosome organization; negative regulation of serine-type endopeptidase activity. Gene Ontology annotation, cellular component: cytoplasm. NCBI's taxonomy places the organism in Eukaryota, Metazoa, Chordata, Aves, Passeriformes, Tyrannidae.